Molecule: messenger RNA, 702 nt
Organism: Plasmodium malariae
Lineage: Eukaryota; Apicomplexa; Aconoidasida; Haemosporida; Plasmodiidae
Product: Plasmodium exported protein, unknown function
Exons: 2
Coding region: 1-702 (233 amino acids)
Source: RefSeq, a predicted model, not a curated record
AUGGUCCAAAAAAGGAAGUUAAUGUUUUUUAUUAAAAUUAAUGUAUUUAUUUUUUUAACUUGGAUAAGUCAUAUUGAUGAUAAUAAGGGUAUCAUUGAUAAACAUUUCUAUAAAACGAUUAACGUUUAUAGAAUAUUAAGUACAAAAUCCUUUGGAUUUUUUAGAAAAUUUAAAGAAGGGGAUUCGAAUAUGGUAAGUGUAAAAGAAGAUAUCUCUACUAUUAAUGGAGGAAACAAAAUUUAUAAAUCUAAUAAUAUGAAAGAAACCGAUGAAACAAAUUUACAGUCAAAUGAAAGUUUAUUAAAUAGUGAAGGUGCUUGCGAAUUAUAUGAGAAAAUUAUACCAUCUGUACAUAUCGAAAAAGAUUCAUGUUUUAAAAAUAAUGUCUUAGGCAAUAUGUCUUUUAAAAAUGAAGAUAAGAGCGUUAUGAAUCCUAAUAAUGAGAAUAUUAAAAAGAAGUCAUAUAUUAAAUAUGUUUUUCUUUUUGUUUUGCCUAUGUUGCUUCCAUUAGCUGAAUUGAUAAUGCACUUAUAUGAAACGUUGUCGUGGUCUGAUUAUUAUGGUAGUUCGACUGAUGCAUUAUCAAUUAUGUCAAUAGUAAAUAUAGGAGUUAUGUCAACAUUAACAUUCAUAGUUAUAAUAUUUAUUAUUUUUAUCUGUAUAAGCCUUAAAAAAGGGAAAAAUGAAGCAUUUAAAAUAUGA